Molecule: messenger RNA, 1359 nt
Organism: Ananas comosus (pineapple)
Lineage: Eukaryota; Viridiplantae; Streptophyta; Magnoliopsida; Poales; Bromeliaceae
Exons: 1
Coding region: 68-1219 (383 amino acids)
Source: RefSeq, a predicted model, not a curated record
CCUUUCCCGUUCACAUAAACCCUCGCACGAGCCUCAACGCAAUGAGAGCUCCUCCUCUCCCCCUCCCAUGGCGACCUCCGCGAAGAAACCGAAGCUUCGCCUCUCCCUUCUCAUCCCCUCCUCCCUCUUCGCCCUCGCCAUCCUCCGCCUCUCCCUCCAUGGCUUCUUCCCCCAUCCUCCCUCUUCGUCUUCUUCCUCCUCUCGACCCGCCUCGAUCCCCACGGCCCUGCUCCCCCUCCCCAAACCCCACCUAAAGCUCCUCCUUUUACGCAGCUCCGUCAAUGGCCGCUCCCGGUUCCAGCACCUGCGCCCCAGCCCCCGCUCCCGCCGCUUCUUCGCGAGAGCCACCGAGUUCUUCCGCGGGCAUUGUGAGCUCCGCUUCUUCAUGACUUGGAUCUCUUCAUUAGAUGGUUUUGGCCCCAGGGAGUUCUUGGCAAUGGAGAGCUUGUUUAAAUCCCACCCAAAUGCGUGUUUGCUCCUAGUUUCCGACACCAUGGACUCUUCUAAAGGUGCCCAUUUGCUCAAACCCUUCUUGGAUAAAGGGUUCCGAGUCGCCGCAGUAGCUCCUGAUUACAACUACUUGUUCAAGAGCACCCCUGCUGAGUGCUGGUUCGAAAAGCUGCUUAAUGGAGAAGUUGAUCCAGGGGAGGUUUCGCUUGGCCAAAACCUCUCCAAUUUGCUCCGCCUUGUGGUAGUUUACAAAUUCGGCGGUGUGUAUCUCGACACGGAUGUAAUAGUGAUGAAGAGCUUCUCGGGACUUAAGAACGUGAUCGGAGCUCAGGCGGUAGACGCGGCGACGGGGAAUUGGAGUAGAUUGAACAACGCCGUGAUGGUGUUCGACAAAAUGCACCCUCUUGUGUAUAAGUUCAUUGAGGAGUUUGCUUUAACAUUUGAUGGUAGUAAGUGGGGCCACAACGGGCCUUAUCUCGUUUCGAGGGUGGCGGCGAGGGUGGCCGGGCGCCCGGGUUUCGAAGUUACGGUUUUGCCGCCCUCCGCAUUCUAUCCGGUGGAUUGGAAUAAGAUAGCGGGGCUGUUUAAAGAGCCGAAGGAUGCAAAUUACGCAAAGUGGGUGAAAGCGAAGAUCAAGAGUAUCCGAAAGGAGAGUUUUGCUGUUCAUUUGUGGAACAAGCAGAGUAGGGGAAUGAAUGUCGAGGAGGGGAGUGUGAUUGGGAGAAUAAUGUUGGAUUGUUGUGUUUUUUGUAAUUUUUCCAGCGGCUAAUGUGUGAAUAGAGAGGAAUUGUAGCAGGAGAUAUGUGACAAUUCUCAACACUGUUGUAUUGGUUGUGUUUCCAGUUUCUGAGGAGAUGUGUUAACUGUAAAAAGGAAAUUAAGAAUGGAUGGGUUGUGGCAAUUCUCUCA